GCCCUUUUACUUUCCUGCGAUUGGACUCUGCAAAUUCUCACGCCACGUUCUUCUCAACCAGCUCCUGACAACUGGGAUUCCUUCAUUCCCUCGAGAUCUCAUCAUUACCCAAAGUUUCUUUCUUCUCCUAUAUAAUCAUCCUUUCACCAAGCUGUUUUCAAGAACAUUCGCCAUCUUAACGUGGAGCACACGGCAAGAAUGUGCUUGCGGGUCGAGAGAAGAAGCAGCUCAGUCCAUGGCAGCCAUGACAAUCCAGCUCAGGAAGGUCGUGAUCAGUUGGAGGUCAGGCCAGGAGGCAUGUUGGUGCAGAUGAGGGUGAGUUCUGGGACUGAACACCAGAAUCUAGCUCAGGUCACCAACAUCAGAGUCAAAGUCAAACGUGGCCCUGCAUGUCAUGAGGUUCUCAUCAGCCCUCAAGCCAGCUUUGGGGAACUGAAGAAGAAGUUGGCAGAGCCGACUGGGUUGCAUCAUGAGGACCAGAAAUUGAUAUACAAGAAGAGAGAGAGAGGCUCAAAGCAAUAUCUAGACGUAGCAGGAGUGACAGAUGGAUCAAAAAUUGUUCUCGUCGAGGACGUUUUAGGCCGCGAAAGACGUUGCCUCGAGAUGCUGAAGAAGGUGCAGAGAGAGAAGGCUUCAAAGACAUUGGAAGGAAGCAGCUCGGAGCUCGACAAAAUGAGCGAGAAGGUAUUGGCUCUGAAAAAGGUGGCUUCCGAAGGUGGGAAAGUCGAAAGUAUGGAUGUCGAGAAGCUUAUCGAUGCCUUGAUGAAACUGUACAUAAAAUUAGAUUCACUUGUAGUUCAGGGAGAUCUGAAUUUACAGAAAAGAUUGCAGGUGAGGAAAACUCAGGAGCACAUAGAGAUGCUAGAUGCGCUGAAACUGAAGAGUCCGCUCGGACAAUCCACGAAACCGACAAAAACGAAGCAGGCCGAGAAGAAGCAGGUGAAGUUUAAAGGCCUCAUGCCGGGGACGCAUCAAGCACCGAGGAAUUCGGAUCCGGUGGUCGUAACCACCAAGUGGGAGACUUUCGAAUGAUGCGAAGAUUCAGAAGAUCUUAUCUCCGCAGCCCGUGAAGUUCAUGACUUUAUCUGAGGCCUAGUACAGUGGUUCACCAAUAAUGCAAAUGCAUCUUCAUCUUUCAUCAGUUUCAUCAAGCAGUUCAUCUUCAUUUGUUUAUGUACCUGAAGUCGACACAGAUCGAAAACUUCGAAUUCAAUUAGUUCUCUUUAACUCGA
Molecule: messenger RNA, 1232 nt
Organism: Rhodamnia argentea
Lineage: Eukaryota; Viridiplantae; Streptophyta; Magnoliopsida; Myrtales; Myrtaceae
Product: BAG family molecular chaperone regulator 1-like
Exons: 4
Coding region: 199-1032 (277 amino acids)
Biological process (GO): protein stabilization
Cellular component (GO): cytoplasm
Molecular function (GO): protein-folding chaperone binding; adenyl-nucleotide exchange factor activity
Source: RefSeq, a predicted model, not a curated record